Molecule: messenger RNA, 2363 nt
Organism: Dichomitus squalens LYAD-421 SS1
Lineage: Eukaryota; Fungi; Basidiomycota; Agaricomycetes; Polyporales; Polyporaceae
Exons: 3
Coding region: 564-1880 (438 amino acids)
Source: RefSeq, a predicted model, not a curated record
AUAAAACUAUCCACCUCACCCCCCAGUGAGCUCUUCACAGAUCUCGCCGGUCCCGCACGAGCUUGAAUCAGCCACGAAGCCCUCGUGAACCGAAGCAUCUUAUCUUUGCGGAGUCAUCACUCUCGGACCCAGCUCCCAGGGAAGGACACCUCAGCGACUCGUGGACAUCUCGUGGACGGCACAGAGUUCGAGUCAUCGCAUUUGCUCAAGAAGUUGGCUGUGCUUCCGGUGUGGUCACAAAAGGUAAGUUACGGCUCUUGACUUUCCAAUCCCGCCCCUCCACGCAUUGCUUUGUGGUCCUCGUCUCACAUCGCAACUGUCCCUUGCGGAACGCAGGACGCUGCUGUGCGAGUCAUAGAUAACCCACAACCGACGCGCCGAACAUGCAGUUCACACCCGUCGUCCCACCAUACCCAUCCCCCGGCGGCGGUAGCGGCUCCCCUCUUAAUCCUCCCCCAAACGUGAUCCCUCCAGGCACCCCAGGCCACCCAGGACAGACUCCAGCGUGGGCUCAGCAGCCCACCGGUUUCCCCGCGCAGUCGCCAUACGUCUCUGCAGGCUUCAUGCCCGGCACCAUACCCGGCUCCUACUUCAUCCCGCCCGUCACGCUUCCGGGCGGGGCGACGCCCCUGGUCCAACCCAACCAGGGCUUCUCCAUGGACUAUACCGGGUUCCCGAACCCCGGCGGGAUCCCCGGGAGCACGGCGGGAGGUCACACACCCUUCGCGCGCCCCGGUCAACCCCCGACUACACCUUACAUGGGCGCUGGCACGCAGACGGGCUAUAGCACCUUCCAACAGCCGCUGCCGCCCGGGGGGAUGCCCCCACCCAUGUACCCGAUGGGGAUGGGCAUGGGAAUGCCGGGCGGCAUGCAAGGGGGGAUGCCGCCGUUUGCUACGCCGUAUAUGCCUAUGGGAAUGCCACCUGGGAUGAUGGGCGGGAUGGGUGGUAUGGGCGGUAUACCAGGCGCCAUGCCCGCUGGGUACCCCUUCACGCCCGCUGCCCCUAACGCGCCUAUGCCUGGCGCUGUGCCGAUGCAGCCUCAGCAUUCCAGAGACAAUCGCUUCCCGAAUCCCAAAGAAAAGCAGCCAUGGGACCAGGCGGAAUUCGUGAAGUUCGCGGAGGGCGAUGAUUACGGCCCGGUCCUGAGCACGAUGCUGGUGCACCGCAUGAAAGCCAAAAUCGAGGUUAACCCGCUCAUCCUGCCCCCGAACGACGCGCUCGACCGCGACUACCUGAAGUGGAACAUGCUCUUCCCCACGGGGAACUGCCAGCGCUCGUCCGACCGCCCCGGCCGCUCGUGGUACAACGGGCGGAACGCCCCCGCGACGUGGCCACGCGUUAAGUCGCUCCGGCUCAUCUCGCGCGCGUUCCCGUGGUCGAUCGACGUUCCCGCGACGAGUCCCGAGGUCGGGGUGACGUGCGGGGACGUGAUCGAGGCGGUGCACACGUCCAUGUACACGCGGCUCUCUCAGCAGCAGUACGACAACGCGUCGCGGCAGCAGCGGCGGCUGCUGAGCGAGUCGUUCUACCACAACCGCUCGACGGCGCACGGCGUGCCCGGGGGCCGGCUGCAGCAGACGCUGCUGCGGUGCGACUGGCUCGGGCAGGACACGAUGUUUGGCGGGAUCGUGGACGACGAGCGGUUCGUGCGCGACGUGUGCGGGGACCACCUGCCGUGCACGUUCGAACUCAAGUGCGUAAGGCGGUACCCGAUGACGGAGGCGGAGAUUCGGGAGCAGGAGGCUCGCGAGCGCGAAGAGGAGGAGCGGGUGCGGCGGCGGUCGCGCUCGAGGGCUACGUCGCGCGCGGGGUCGAGCAGGCCGCCGACGAGACCGCCGAGCAGGGUGGUCGACGACUCCUCGUCGAGUUCUUCAUGACCGUUAUGAUUCUGCUCUUGUGUUUGAUCCAUCGUCGUCGUGCCUCAUCCCAGAUUAUAUCCUCUACCUCUGGUCAUGAUUCUCUAAACCGCUACGACUGGUCUCGCUGUACGUUUACAUCUUCCUGUUACUGCUUCCACAUCAUACAUACCCCCGCUCGUCGAGGACUCCCUUGGAUGUUCGGAUCUUCACGCUGUCCACGCUCACACUCGCGUUGUUGUCUGCUGUUUAUAAUCUUACUACAGCUUGUUGUACAUCUCCCGAUGUAGUCCUAGUCUCUCCAUCUUACCUGUCUGUUCUGAUUAUGCAUGACCCUCGCUGUUGCCGCUCCCGUUGGCUAUGUGCGCCCUUCCAGGAUACGUCUCUAGCAUUCGGCUUCACCUAUAAAGUCCCGAGAUGAAUCUCAUUACAAGGCGGCCCAAAUUGCGAAUCUCAUGCUGUACAAUCUGAUUUGUCUUCGCAGCAAAUGAGGAUUCGCAUUCC